AUGACUGGUAGUGAUAAUUCAUCUUCAAAUCGCCCAACUGCCCGUCGCAAAGACCCAGCUUGCGGAACAUGUCGCAAGAAGUGUCGAAAAUGCGAUCGGAAACGUCCCAUUUGCGAUAGAUGUCGCACCAAAGGUCUUCAUUGUGAAGGAUAUCCCCCACGAUUUCAAUUCCAGGAGACAUUGACGAUAACUACCAAUUCAUCCAGCUCACAGCAUGCGACAUCCGAUAGCAUUGAUGCCUCGCCUUCACAGCCCGUGGUCUUUAGCCAGUCACCCCCAGAACUGUCAAUGCCACCCGAUCCCGUCGCUACAAGACUGUCGGCUUCACUUUCGCCUGAACACCCUGUCCUUGAGACCUCUGCUUUGACCCUGACGUCACCCCAAACAUCAGCGACUCUAUCAAUGUCACCAGACGUUGCGUCCUUCACUACCUUACCCUCCGCACGCGAUGACCUAGAGAACGAUAUUGCGACAAAUCGUCAUAUCAUUGACUACUUUGAUCAAACGCUAAGCGAGCAUCUCAUCAUCCAUGUGCCGGGACUGGAUAACCCAUUUAGAGAAUAUGUUCUGUCGCUUGCCUACCAGCAUCAAGGAAUUCUACAUGCGCUACUCGGAUUAUCGGCAUGUCAUAUGAAUAACACUGGACACGCGAACAGUCAGAGACUCGUCACUGUAUCUCUUGGGUAUAGACUAUCGGCGAUACGAUCUCUUGCUUCUCUGCUGCACAAAGAAGAUAUCUCAUGGCUAACGCCCACCGAGGAGGAACACGUUCUGGCUAUGGUGUUGCUUCUCGUUCUGCAUGAUGUCUGUGAAUCAGGCGUCUCAACCCAUGGAGCCCACUUGACAGGUGUAUCGUUCCUCUGUAAGCGAAUCGCUUGCCUCGACACAUCGCCAAUGCGUUCAAAAACAGCCAUGUUCCUAAUAUCCGCGCUGUCUUGGUUGGAUAUGAUCCGAGGCUUCAGCGGCGCUGAAAAGCUCUCCUACUCGACCGAAGUCCGAGAAUGCGUGAGAGAUCACGGAAGUUUAAGCCUUCACACGUUGGUCGGCUGUCCGCCAGUCAUGUUCUUCAAGAUUGGUCAGGUACUCGAGGCUGGUAAAGUCUACCUGGCCGGAGACUUGCCAGUUGAACAGUUUGAGCAAUUACUCGAUGGAGCUGAGAAGUUCCUCCGUGGCUGGGAUCCCGAUCAAGCCGUAUAUCCCACCAGCCACCAGGAAUGGAAACAUCUUGCCGAGGCAUAUAGACACGCAUGCUUACUUCGUGUGAUGCGGUUCCCCGACGCUUUCGCAAUCUCAUGCGACGACCCUCGGAUAAAAGCUUCUGUCUCUGCGGUUUUGGAUGUCUGUGCUACGAUACCAAGAGACAGCGUGUUCUACAAGCGUUUGCUAUUUCCUUUGUUCCUAGCAGGAGCCGAUACUUGCUCACCGCAUCAAAUACACUAUGCAAGCUGGUGCAUUAACGAGAUCAAGCACUCUACAGGCUUCCAGCACCCCGCCAUGACGGAGCUGUUGACGAAAGUCUGGGACGAGAGAAGGACGAAUCCUCGAGGCUGGUCUAACGUUCCCUGGAUGGAAUUUACUUGUUCUGAGCUUCUUCGUUCCCAACAUGCAUACCUCUUCUUUUGA
Messenger RNA from Fusarium verticillioides 7600, 1623 nucleotides. RefSeq lists its product as hypothetical. The coding region runs from base 1 to 1623 and encodes 540 amino acids. NCBI's taxonomy places the organism in Eukaryota, Fungi, Ascomycota, Sordariomycetes, Hypocreales, Nectriaceae. Gene Ontology annotation, biological process: positive regulation of transcription by RNA polymerase II. The record is from RefSeq and is a predicted model, not a curated record. Gene Ontology annotation, molecular function: DNA-binding transcription factor activity, RNA polymerase II-specific; zinc ion binding; transcription cis-regulatory region binding. The transcript is spliced from 6 exons. Gene Ontology annotation, cellular component: nucleus.